AUGGUUGUCAAGUGGAGCAGUGAGAAGGACCAGUUCAUCCUGUGCCACAUUCUCGAGGACAAGAACAUCAAGAUUAGCACCGAAGUCCUUGACUCCAUGAUUGCUGCCUGGCGUAACACCCCCCUCGCCGCCGCAAAGCCCAAGAAGACCCCCGCCGGCAAGGCCAAAGGAUCCGCAAAGCGCAAGAAGGCACACAUUGAAUCUGACUCCGAGGACUACGACGAAGCCCCACCCACAAAGACACCCGCUAAACGCCGCAAGAAUGUCUCUGCAGCUGAAGAUUCUGAGGAUGACAUGGAGAAGGAAGUUGCAGAACUGGGAGGUGUGAAGGUCAAGAACGAACCUAUGGAUGAAGACGAAGACAGCCCUAGCAACAAGAAGUCUGCUCGUCGCGCCAAGGAGCAGGUUCAGUAUGCCGAGAGCGAUGAUGGAGAUGUCAGCCACCCUGAAGACGCGGAUGAGUAUGUUGACAAGGAGGUUGUUGCUCACAUGACUGCUUACCUUGAGUCUCCUGACUCUGGCGAUGAGGGCGCUGAGGUUUGA
Aureobasidium musti is the source of this 543-nucleotide messenger RNA. Lineage: Eukaryota; Fungi; Ascomycota; Dothideomycetes; Dothideales; Saccotheciaceae. The record is from the annotation of a GenBank genome assembly.